AUGUCAGACGCAGCAUUUUUCUAUGGUACCUUAAUGUCGCCUGAAGUUCGCAGUCGAGUGCUAUGUGGUUUGAUCGCUACAUCGGAAUCAAGAAUAGCCAAGCUUGAAACUUUGCAACUGCGCCCUGCCAUACUAAAGGUAAAACAGCACUUUGAAUUCGCCACAAAAAGGAACAGUGUUUCCAGAGAACAUAAGAGGGAUCUUUGUGCUAAAAUUGAAGAACCCGGGCAGGGCCAUAAACGUCAUGCCCUGAAAAACUUGGAGUAUCCAGGCGUGGUUUAUACCGGUCGUGAUGAGGAUCAAGUAAGGGGAAUACUAUGCGAGGGACUCAAUCCGCAAGAUGUCAAGCGUCUUGAUGCAUUUGAAGGCGAUGACAAUUUCCAGGUAGUGCCUUCAACACCCAGCUACAGUGAUACUGAAGAGCAGUUACUUAGCGGUGCCGGUGACCGGGACGAAGACGAUCUCAGCCCUACAAGUCAGGAACUAGUCAAAGGCAGUGGCGAACUGGAAGAGCCUCCACCGGUGGAAUGGAGUCCUGCCGUGAAAAUGGUCGCUAGUGGUGUCAAAAGAAUAGCAACGCCGGUAUUACGGGUGGUUUUUGCGCCUCGAGCUCAGCGAACGUUCAUUAAAGGAACAGCUAUUGUGAUUGUGCUGCUGUGGAUCUUGCUUACCAGUAUCGCUGCCUACAUGACUUUUUAUCGACAAUACAUCCCUAAAACAUCCCAUACCGAACCCAUUUACUUCCAGUAUCAUCAACAACAAGAAGGUCCAUUGGGUGUCGUUGACCUUGCCAAAAGUCAACCAUAUGCUCCUUUACGUCAUGAACAAGCAUAUGAUGUAUCCGUUACGCUUCAUGUCCCUACAUCAGAUGUGAACUUUGAUCUAGGCAAUUUCAUGAUCAAGACUUGGUUGCAGACUGGAGAUGGUACAAGUGUUGUUCAUUCAAGCCGUCCGGCUAUUCUUCGUUAUCAGUCGAAAACACAGCGCAUGUUGCAUGUCUUGGCCAAGGCUCUGCCCUUGCUCGUUGGUUUGACCGAAGAAAGCCAAGUUAUCACCGUGCCAUUAAUUAAAGGAUAUGUCGAGGACAAGGCAGGUGUUAUUUUAGCUCACAAACUGAAAGCGAAGGAUCUAAAUGUCGGGUUGGCCAAACAUGUAACACAAGCCAUCAUUUCAAUCUCUACCCAUCAGCUACAACUGUAUGAUGCAAAUAUCCACGUCGUUGCUGACUUUAGAGGAUUAAGAUACUACAUGUAUCAUCGUCGUUUCAUUACAGCACUUGGAUUCAUUGUCAUGUUCAUCCUUAUUGAAAUGAUCUGUGCUGCAAUUGCCUGGAAGUUCUUUGGCCAAAACUUAUGGAACAAGAUUCAUGCCGUAUUCGAACAGAUGGAGUUGGAAGAGCAGCAGCGACGAGAGCAAGAAGAGCUGGAUAUUCCUGAGGGAGAAGACGAGUAUCGUGAGGAUCGGGAUGAGGAAGAUGGCGCCGAUUACCGUCGACACCAUGAAGAAACACCCCUAGCUGGCCAAGCUUCUUCCAAUCCUGUGGAUCCAGAUGUUCCUCCUCGUCAACAUUAG
Molecule: messenger RNA, 1572 nt
Organism: Zychaea mexicana
Lineage: Eukaryota; Fungi; Mucoromycota; Mucoromycetes; Mucorales; Lichtheimiaceae
Product: putative adipose-regulatory protein-domain-containing protein
Exons: 8
Coding region: 1-1572 (523 amino acids)
Biological process (GO): lipid droplet organization; lipid storage
Cellular component (GO): endoplasmic reticulum membrane
Source: RefSeq, a predicted model, not a curated record